Messenger RNA from Setaria italica (foxtail millet), 1551 nucleotides. RefSeq lists its product as uncharacterized. NCBI's taxonomy places the organism in Eukaryota, Viridiplantae, Streptophyta, Magnoliopsida, Poales, Poaceae. The transcript has 2 exons. The record is from RefSeq and is a predicted model, not a curated record. The coding region runs from base 70 to 1185 and encodes 371 amino acids.
UCCGUCCCCUCCCCUCUCGAAGUCCCAACCCCUCUGCCCCCUUUCCCUUUUGCCUUGCCGGAGGUUGAGAUGGCAGAGCCAGGAGCCGCCACGGCCAUGGACGACGCCGCCUCCGAGAUCAGCGACUGGGAGGUGCUCUCCGCGGCAUCCGGCUGCGGGGGCGGCGCAGCCGACGACGACGACAGCGAGGUCGUGGUCGUCUCCGGCGGGGGCGGCGACGUCCUCCACGUCCACGACCACUUCGCCCUCGCCCCCGCCGGCCCCGACCCCAGGUUCCCCGGCGAGGGCCCGUGGACGGAGACCGGGGACCCCUGGCAGGGGUUGGAAUUACUGGAUGAUGAGAAUCCGAGAGCAAGCUUCGAUCUUGCCGCUGGGGUUUGGAGUGAGCAGCAGGUGCCGGCAGGCGGCGUCGAUGAGGCCCGAGAAGGCCCGAUUCUUGAAGCCACCGUUGCGCGCGGUGUAACCUGGGGCGAAGAUGGAAGUCAAGCCGAGGUGGUAGAUGGUCUGAUUGAGCAGGAGAGUAAUGUUGUGAUUGAUCACGGCGAAUUGGGCUCGGUGCUGCAGCCCGCGCAUCAUGGGUUGGGAGAAACUCUGGAUUCUGAUGCAGCCACGCCCACAGGUGCCUCGCUACAAAUCGAGGGAUCGGAGACGGAGAGUUCCCCUGUCCAAUUGGAUGGUGGAGAAAUUGAUGCGGGUGUGGAGAGCUCGUGCCUCGAGGAUGCUGUGGCAAGUGAUGGGAUUCGUGGUGAACAAGAGGAGCAGGAGCAAGGGGGCAACGCUAGUGCCGCAUCCGGUUCCGAUGAGCCGGAUGGCGAGGCGAAGGAUGGUGAUUUGCCUCUGGCUCACACACCGGGCGCUGAAGAGGGCGACAAACAAGUGGUGGUCUGGUGGAAGCUGCCGUUCAGGCUGCUGCACUACUGUGCUUGGAAGGUGAAGCCGGUGUGGUCCUUCUCCAUCGCCGCGGCGUUGCUGGGCCUGGUCGUGCUGGGGAGGAGGAUGUACAGGAUGAAGCGCAAGGCGAGGGGCUUGCCCCAGAUAAAGAUUGCAUUUGAUGAUAAGAGGACCUCCCAGUUUGCGGACCGUGCUGCACGACUCAACGAAGCCUUCUUGGUAGCUAGGCGUGUACCUCUGCUAAGAACUUCAUCAGGUGCCGUGCUUCCAUGGUCAAUGGUUCAGGAGAGAUGAGCCAACCUGCUCGAAGCUCCAUAAGAAGGUCCCGCUGCCCGGUAAGCAACUGAUCUGGAUGAUGAGCAUCAACGCGAGCAUCUGAAUUGGCUUUGCCAUGGUACCUUUUACUUUUAGACAACGCUGGGAGGAGGCUGGUAAUGUAGUGCCUGAUGCAAUAGCUACCACGUCUUGUACUCUUCCUUUUUUUUCCUUAAUUUUUCUUUCUUUUUUGAGGAACCACUUCUUGUACUCCUGGUUUCCGUCUUUUGCCCUUACUCGGUUUAGUCCUCGGUCGGUGGUGGAGUCUGGAUUUGUCAUUGGUACAUACAUAUGUUCUUUUCUUGUUAAUUUGGAUGCUAGACUGCUCAGGUUUCACGUGCUCUC